Molecule: messenger RNA, 1541 nt
Organism: Rattus norvegicus (Norway rat)
Lineage: Eukaryota; Metazoa; Chordata; Mammalia; Rodentia; Muridae
Source: RefSeq, a predicted model, not a curated record
GAAGUUGUGAACUGAAAUGGGAUAAACAUUGCCUCGGUGCCUGGUACUCGCUCUAGGGAGAGGGUCCCCAGCGUCUUCGAGGGACUGCGGUUUACCUUCCCAAUAAAGUGAUGCCCUCUUGUCUGGGCGCCCUCACACCUGUCGCAGCUCUCUUGGGGAAGACUUCCUUAGCUACGUGUUUUGCUCAAGAGACAUUUGGGAAACAGUACAAGCAGACUAUAGGACUGGAUUUCUUUUUGAGAAGGAUUACCUUACCAGGAAAUUUGAAUGUUACUCUUCAAGUUUGGGAUAUAGGAGGGCAGACAAUAGGUGGCAAGAUGUUGGAUAAAUACAUCUAUGGAGCACAGGGAAUCCUGUUGGUAUAUGAUAUUACAAACUACCAAAGCUUUGAGAAUUUGGAAGAUUGGUAUUCUGUGGUGAAGACAGUAAGCGAAGAGUCAGAAACUCAGCCCCUGGUUGCUUUAGUAGGCAAUAAAAUUGACUUGGAGCAUAUGCGAACAGUAAAACCUGAUAAACACUUACGAUUUUGCCAGGAAAAUGGUUUUAGUAGCCACUUUGUUUCAGCCAAGACGGGAGACUCUGUCUUCCUGUGUUUUCAGAAAGUUGCGGCAGAAAUCCUGGGAAUCAAGUUAAACAAAGCAGAAAUAGAACAGUCACAGAGAGUGGUGAAGGCAGAUAUUGUAAACUACAACCAGGAGCCCAUGUCAAGAACUGUUAAUCCACCUCGGAGCUCCAUGUGUGCAGUUCAGUGAGCACACACUGUAUUGAUAGUUCUGGCUGCUCUUCCCUGGAUUGGGCCCAAGCUGCCUAGGAACAUGUUUUAUCAGUGACUGUCUCUGUAGUCAGCUCACACUUCCUCCUGCUCUGCUCCUUCAUCCCUUAGUCGCCUCAGAGUAUCGGGCAGCUCCCUGGACAGGAAGGAAUUCAGAUUUGGAACCACAUGUUUUGAAAUCUGAAUGGAAAGUCCAUUCUCUGGAUUGAGACUGCCUCCUCGCUCCAGAAGAACCAUGUUGCUUCUUUAUCUCUUCUUUUUUCCCAGAUUUAAAAAAUUUAAACAGAUAUGAAGAUGCUCCACGCUUUGAUCAUCAUUUUCUAUUUGAACUUGUAUAUGUGAACGUGUACUUGAGAGCACUGAUGGUGGAAGUUAUCAAGAAGGUGUUCCUUUGCUGGCUAUUAAGAGUAAACUAUACAAAGCUGCAUCUGAUUGAAAGUGCUUCAAAUGAGGCUGCAAUAGAAAUAUUUUUUCAUUUUUAAAAGGAGCCUAAUGUGUUUAUAUUGUAGUUUAUAACUCACAAGUACUGAGUAUUUGAUAUUGUAUUUUUAUUACUGUAUCAUGGUCAUUGCAUAUUUUAUCAUAUUUGGCUUAGAUGGCUUUAUGAAUUUUGAUAAAUGGUUCAGCUGAUCCUCCACAUGGAAUUUCUCCUACAGGCUGUAUGAGAGUGCUUCCAGAUGAGUCAUGAUAUCCUUGGAUCAUUGUGGAUCGAUCACACUGUACCUGAUGUUCUGAUGUUUUUCUCACAUAAAUAAAUUUAUUUAAAUUA